Turnera subulata is the source of this 138-nucleotide messenger RNA. Lineage: Eukaryota; Viridiplantae; Streptophyta; Magnoliopsida; Malpighiales; Passifloraceae. The record is from the annotation of a GenBank genome assembly.
AUGGGGAAGCAACCGGUGAGGAUGAAGGCGGUGGUGUAUGCUUUGUCGCCGUUCCAGCAGAAGGUGAUGUCGGGUCUGUUUAAGGACGUCCCUGGCAAGAUCCAACAGAAGGUCUCAGAGAACUCGAUCCCUCCCUAA